GCGUGAGCAAGUACUACUAGUAUCUUCUAAACACCCAAAACUUCAUUCGAAAAAGAGAGAGCAAAACCGAGUAGAAAGACCAUCUCAUCAAUGAGGUCUUACAGUUCUCUAGUAAUGGCGUUAACUUGCGCCUUAGUGAUGGUUAUAGUACCUCAAGUAUUUGCAAAGAGAUACAUUGUUGGAGGAAAUAAGGGAUGGUCUCCCAAUGUUAACUACACUGUUUGGGCUAGUGACAAGCAUUUUUACUUCGGAGAUUGGCUCUUUUUCGUGUAUGACCGAAACCAGAAUAAUGUGCUUGAAGUGAACAAAACCAACUACGAGAACUGCAACACCGAUCACCCUCUGAAGAAUUGGACGACUGGAGCUGGAAGGGACGUUGUUCCACUGAAUGAAACAAGACACCGCUACUUUGUUAGUGGCGGUGGCUUCUGUUUUGGUGGAAUGAAGUUGUCCGUCAGGACAGAGAAGCCCCCUCCCCCUCCAAAAUCAGCCCCUAUUAAGAAUGCUGCUGCAAGUCCCUCUUACAGAUCUCACCUUGUAUUGCCUCUUGCAUUUGCUAUUGGUGCUGUUUGGGAUUCUUUCCUCCGAGUCAUGGGAUGAUCACUAUAUGAAAAAAGAUACUUCUAUAUUGUAUACUAAAGCAUGAAGUUAUUAGACUUAAAAAAAUGUUUUUUUUAUAUGAAGUUUGUAAAAUUUAUCCUUGUGUUGGUGUUUAAUUGUAAAAUUGCUUGUGAUAUUGAAUUGCCCAAGGCAGUUUGAUUACAUUUUCUAUUAUGAAAAAAGGCGCAUUAAUCC
Amaranthus tricolor (Joseph's coat) is the source of this 795-nucleotide messenger RNA. RefSeq names its product early nodulin-like protein 17. Gene Ontology annotation, cellular component: plasma membrane. The transcript has 2 exons. Gene Ontology annotation, molecular function: electron transfer activity. The record is from RefSeq and is a predicted model, not a curated record. NCBI's taxonomy places the organism in Eukaryota, Viridiplantae, Streptophyta, Magnoliopsida, Caryophyllales, Amaranthaceae. Bases 91 to 600 code for a protein of 169 amino acids.